Messenger RNA from Closterium sp. NIES-65, 759 nucleotides. The record is from the annotation of a GenBank genome assembly. Lineage: Eukaryota; Viridiplantae; Streptophyta; Zygnematophyceae; Desmidiales; Closteriaceae.
AUGAGUGUAAGCUUUUCAGUCUGUCCCUUUGCGCCCGCGUUUUUCCGUCCCGUCGCCCACGCGAUCUCCUCUCGCCUCCCUUACCCACGCGAUUGUUGCCGCCCUUCCGUGGCUCGUCCCGCUGCCUUCUCAUCGCCCAUCCCACCGUCCAUCCCGUCGCCCAUACCAUCGCCCAUCUCGUCGCCCAUCCCGUCGCCCAUCCCGUCGUCGAUCCCGUCGCCCAUCCCGUCGCCCCUCCCUCCGCCCUUCCUAUCUCCCCUCGCCUAUCCUCUCCCCCGUCGCCCUUUCUCUCCCCCGUUGCCCUUUCUCUCCCCCGUCGCCCUUUCUCUCUCCCGUCGCCCUUUCUCUGUCACGUCGCCCUUUUUCUCUCCCGUCGCCCUUGCUCUCUCCCGUCGCCCUUUCUCUGUCACGUCGCCCUUUCUCUUUCUUGUUGCCCUCCCUCCCGUCGCCCUUUAUCUCUCCCGUCGCCGAUCCUCUCUCCCGUCGCCCUUCCUUUCUCCCGUCGCCUAUCCUCUCUCCCGUCGCCCUUUAUCUCUCCCGUCGCCUAUCCUCUCUCCCUCGAAACAGUCAUCGCCCUUCCUCUCUCCCCUCCCGUCACCCACCUCGGUGCCCUGGCGCUCGCCCCGAAAUGCCUGCCCGUCGCCCUUCGUUUCUCCCCUCCCAUCACCCAUCUCGGCACCUUCGCGCUCGCCCCGAAAUGCCUCAGGUCCAUGUCUGAGGCGUUCGUUGUGCGUGAAUUGCACACGCAAAAACUGUUGA